GUGUCGAACUAUGUACAAACGAACUAUCAAUGUGCUGAUGUGCUAUAAAUGAGAAUUAUCAACAAAGAACGGAGGACCGAACGAGAUUUCCAGAUUGACAUCCAGAUGCAGCAGCCCAGGCCAGCAGAAGGCAGCUAAUAAAACGAAGUGAUGGAAAGCGACCCGACAGAUAAGUAAAACCAAUCGAAGUGUUUCUACAUAAAAUAUAUUAUUAGUGACAUUUGAAAAUUGCUAAUUGUUAGAUCUGAUAAAUAUGAGUAAUGCCGAGCGAAACAUUUAUUAAUAAUCUAGAUAAACUACUUCAAAUCGAACAAAAUCUUAGAAAAUCUAUUAAUAAAAAUACAGGAUCAGACACAUUAAAAAUAAAUCUAGAAGCCGCUUGUAAAUUAUUUUAGGAUAUUGAAACCGAGUUGAUUGAAAGGCAAAAUAAAAUUACAGAUACCCAACUAUUUUCUUAUCUAAAAAGAGCGAGAAAUUCAAUCGAUUAUAUAAAGCAGGUCAUACGUAGCAAGACAGUAAAUACCACAAAAGUAACCAUCAAAAAUCCCAUAAAUAUGGCUUUCGAUGCGAAACUAGCCGCAUCGAUACUAUUACCGUUCGAUGGUGAUAGUGAAAAACUGUCCAGUUUCAAAGACAGCGUAAAUUUUUUUAAAUCAGUUACACAAGCAGCAAAUCUCCCAACACUCAAACUUUUCAUUUUAACGAGAAUUUCAGGCAAGGCUCGCGAUGCAUUGCUUACUGAUAUUGAAAACAAAUCAAUCGAUGAAAUAAUUGACUUAAUAACCCAAAGUUGUGACAGCAAAAUAACCUCAGACCAGGUUCUUGCUAAGUUAAAAGCUAUAAAAAAGGGAACAGCUAGACAACAAUACUGCGAAGAAAUUGAAUCGCUUUGCAGCCAAUUAUCAAGAACAUACGUUAAAGAGGGCAUUCCACAAGUUACUGCCAAGAAAAUAGCUACGAAAGCAGGCGUGGAAACGUUGAUUAAAACCGUCUCCACAGAAAAUGCGAAAAUUGUUCUACAGGCUGGCUCAUUUCCAACAAUUGAGCAAGCUAUUCAAAAACUUAACGAGCUACCGGAUAAUGCCGAAAGCAACGAUGUCAACCGCAUUUUUAAUAUAAACGCAAACCAAAAAAGAUAUCAGAACUUUAACCAAGGUCAGCGAGGAAACUGGAAGAGGGGUGUGAAUAGUAACAACAAUAAUUUUGCACGCCGUGGUCCCCAUGCAAAUUACCAACGUUUCAAUAAUGCAGCACGCUUUGACAACCGUCCGCAUAACGGUAACUAUCGUGGCCGUUCUUACUACCGUGGUCACCCACCUCAAGGGCGACAAUCGCAUAGAAUUUAUUUUGCUGACGCCCAAAAUGAUGCACCAGCAGCAAACGCAAUUUACAGCCAACAACCAUAUGUUAAUGACGAAGGUCAUUCAAACUGGAACAUGAACCCUCAACCUCAACAAAAUUCAACCAAUCAACCUCAGAACCAAAAUUUUUUAGGAACAUUGGGUCAGUAUACUCAAUCAAUGUAGCAGCAUCAAAUUUUAUUAACGUAUCAGUUAACGCAUCAAACAAACUAUGCUCGUUCCUAGUUGAUUCAGGAGCAGAUAUUUCAUUGCUAAAAUUAAAUGUUCUAAAUCAGGGAAUACCUAUCAAUUCAAAUAAUACAUGUGUGUUACGUGGGAUAACAACUAGCGAAUUAAAAACCACCGGAACAAUCAAUUGUUUAACCUACAUACAAAAUACAGCUGUAAAUAGUACUUUCCACUUAAUUAAUGACGACUUCCCUAUACCUACUGACGGUAUACUGGGGAGAGAUUUCUUGACAUCAUACCGAUGCGAAAUAAAUUAUGACACAUGGAUUUUAUCCGCAUAUGUGAACAAUACCCGAAUAGAAGUACCCAUUCAAAACAACCUUAACGGAUCCACAUGGAUUCCGGCUAGGUCAGAAGUUUUUAGGAUAAUAAAAGAUUUUAAUACAAAUAAUGAUGUAGUUAUUAACUCAUCAGAAAUUUCACCAGGCGUUUUUUGUGCUAACGCCAUUGUAAAUAAUAUUGCACCUUAUGUAAAAAUUAUCAAUACUAAUGAACACCCUGUACAAAUAAACAACCCUAUAUUUACCUUUACUGAUCUUAAUGAAUUUCAUAUAGCGAAUAUACAAACUAAUCACAAUGCCGCUAGGCUUGAAAAACUGCAUGCAGAGUUAAAUUUAGAGGGAACUCCAUCAUUUGCUAGGGAGCCUUUAACACAACUUUGUAAUGAAUUUAAUGAUAUUUUUAGCUUAAAAGACGAUUUAUUAACAUGUAAUAAUUUUUAUAAACAAAAGAUAAAUUUAAAGGAUAAAACACCGGUUUACAUAAAAAAUUACCGGAAUGCACACUGUAAUAGGGAAGAAAUCUGUCGUCAAGUCGAUGAUUUAGUUGCAAACGAUAUUAUUGAACCUUCAGUAUCGAGUUAUAACUCACCAUUAUUACUUGUUCCUAAGAAGUCCGCUACUAAUGAGAAAAAAUGGAGAUUAGUAGUUGACUUCCGGCAGUUGAACAAAAAACUACUCGCAGAUAAAUUUCCUUUGCCAAGGAUCGAUGAUAUUCUCGAUCAGCUUGGCAGAGCUAAAUAUUUUUCAACCCUAGACCUCAUGUCUGGCUUUCACCAGAUCGAGAUCGAGAAAAACUCUAGAGAGUUUACCGCGUUCUCCUUGCAGGAACGUGGAC
Molecule: messenger RNA, 2705 nt
Organism: Armigeres subalbatus
Lineage: Eukaryota; Metazoa; Arthropoda; Insecta; Diptera; Culicidae
Exons: 1
Source: RefSeq, a predicted model, not a curated record